Vavraia culicis subsp. floridensis is the source of this 793-nucleotide messenger RNA. RefSeq lists its product as uncharacterized. The record is from RefSeq and is a predicted model, not a curated record. The transcript has a single exon. Bases 1 to 738 code for a protein of 245 amino acids. NCBI's taxonomy places the organism in Eukaryota, Fungi, Microsporidia, Pleistophoridae.
AUGUCUGCAUUUCAUCUUCUAUGUAUUGCCUUAUAUUUUGUGAGCUCAUUAUGUGUUAACGGGUAUAAAAACAGAAAUGUAAAAAAAGGAAAUGAUGAAAUAUUGGAUACCAGCUCUGCAGUUCCAUUUUUGAAUGGUAGUGAUGAGCAGGCAUUUGAACAACCAUGCGCAAGCACGUCAGCUCAAUCGGCAGGGGAUGUUCCUGAAUCUAAAGUAGAAGAGGUGGAUGAAAUGGAGGAGAAGUCAGGUCAAUCACCGAUUAAUCAAAGUGAUACAAAUCUAAUGUGUGUGACUGAUACGGAAGACGAAUUAGAUGAUGCUAAUCCAUCCGUUAACAGUGGCUCUGGCACACAAUACGGAUUGCGAAAUCGAAAUUUACCGUGUAGGGGGUAUAACCAUGGUAAUACAAUGCCACCAUCACCAUAUAAUAACAGUUCACAAGAUGACAUAAAUAAUGAAGUGUAUGAAAUGGUGCGAAAUCGAAAUUUACCGUAUAGGAUGUAUAACCAUGAUAAUACAAUGCCACGAUCACCAUAUAAUAACAUUCUAUGUACUAACUGCAGAGUAUCGCGAAUGGAAUCAUCAGCCUGUCGACAAGAAACAGAUUUAGAUACUGUUGACUACAGGUCUUUAACAAUACGCCUCUGUUGCUAUUGUUACGCCCUUUUCUUUAUUGCCAUGCUAUCUGGUAUCGUAGUGGCAGUACUUAGAUCAUUCUUAUUCUACGCAAAUAAUUGAAAACGUUAUUCGUAUGAUUUCUUAUUCUUUCUCGCACAGAAUAUUUCCUUACAUU